CUAGGCUUUUAUCCAUAUCCUGCCACUUACUGUGUGAACUUGGACAGAUUUUUAAACCUGAGAUUCUUUUCCCACUGUUAAAAAAAAUCACUACUAACUACUAAUAUAGUUAGAGUACCUUGCAUAUAUUAAGUACCUGACAGGUUAGCAAGCAGUACACACACACACACACACAUACUUGUUUCUCUGGAUUUUUUAGGCUUUAAAAUUUUUCUCUCUUUAAAAAAAAUUUAUUUAUAAUAGUCCUCUAAAUAUAGAUAUAGUUUUGAAUACAAUUUUGGCAACAUUACAUAAUUUAAUAAAGAUAUCUUUGUUGUUUGUGUUUAUUAUAAAAUAGUUACAUGUUUAUUGUAAAAUAAACCAUCGGGUAAUAUGUUACUUUUUUCUUUAGAUUAUCAUGUUAGCCUACCAGCUGAAGAAAACAAGUUAAAUUUUAGAUAUUGAUAUGUGUGUGUAUAUCUAAAAUACAUACACACAUACAAAUAAGGACUCACACAACUCAGAAAAAUGUCAUACUCCCAAUUAUAGUUUAUUACAGCAGGGAAUUUCGGUAAUCCUCCAGGUUCUGGCUUCCUGGGAUAAAACAGUUCCCAUGAGGGAAGGAACUGAAGGUACCAAGAUCAGCACUACAUCCUUGACCAGAGACCUUGUAUUAGAGCUUCAGAGAAGAGCCCAGAACCAACAGUAAAGCAGAUAUUAAAGUUGCUAUCUGUGACCCAGGGCUCCAAAAAAUGUCCAAGUCUCAAGGCUCACUGUCAUUCAGGGACGUGGCUGUGGUUUUCACCUGGGAGGAGUGGCAGCUACUGGACCUCGUUCAGAAGAACCUGUACCAAGAUGUGAUGUUGGAAAAUUACAGCAACUUGGUAUCAGUGGGGUAUCAAGAUACCAGAGCAGAUGCAUUCUGCCAGUUGGAGCAAGGAAAACCGUGGAUAGCAGAGGAAGAGACCCACAGUCAGAUUCAUCCAGAAGACACCUGGCAAGCUGACAGUCAUAGAGACUGGCACGAAGAAAACCAAGGCAACCUGGAAACUAUGGGGAGUCACCAUGAAGAUAAUACAUUUGGAAAAAUACCUUCUCUGAGCUUAAACCUUGAUGUUUCUUUAGUACAAAGAUCUCAUACACUUGACAUACUUGGAAAAUAUUUGAAACCUAACCUAGAGUAUAUUAUUCAGAACAAAAGCUAUGCAAGAAAUGAGGUUGAAUUUGAUCAGUAUGACAAAUUAUUUCUUUAUACUAAGCAUGAGAAAACUCAUGCUGGGCAAAAAUACAAUGACUAUAAUGAACGUGUAAAAGCUUUCAGCCAUAAGUCACAGCUUAUCAAACACUGGGAAACUCAAACAGCAGAGAAACACUGUAACUGCAGUGACUAUGGGAAAGCCUUUUCCCAGAGGUCAGACCUUAUUAAGCAUCAGAGAACGCACACAGGAGAGAAACCCUUUGGAUGCAGUAGAUGUCAGAAAGCCUUCGGCCGGAAGUCCCAUCUCAUUUUACACCAGAGAACCCAUACAGGAGAGAAACCAUAUGAGUGUCAUAAAUGCGGAAAAGCUUUUACCGAUAAGUCAUGCCUUAAUAAACAUCAAAGAACUCACACAGGAGGGAAACGGUUUGAGUGUCGGAUGUGUCAGAAAGGCUUCAGUGAUAAGUCACAGCUUACUUUACAUCAAAGAACUCAUACGGGAGAGAAACCCUACAGGUGUGGUGAAUGUCACAAAAGCUUCAGCAGUAAGUCACAGCUCCGUAUUCAUCAGCGGUCUCACACAGGAGAGAAGCCUUAUGGCUGCAGUGAAUGUGGGAAAACAUUUCCCCUUAAGUUUAGCCUCAUUUUACACCAAAAAACGCAUACAGGGGAAAAACCUUAUGGAUGCAAUGAAUGUGGGAAAGCCUUCAUCCAGAGGUCGGAGCUCAUUAGACAUCAGAGAACUCACACGGGCGAGAAGCCUUAUAAUUGCAGCGAGUGUGGGAAAGGCUUUAGUGUCAAGUCGCUCCUCAAUACACACUGGAGAACUCACACAGGAGAGAGACCCUAUGGAUGCAAGGAAUGUGGUAAAACGUUCUCCAUCAAGUUUAGUCUCAUUCUGCACCAAAGAACUCAUACCGGUGAGAAACCCUAUGAGUGCGGUCAGUGUCAGAAAGCUUUCACCCAGAGGUCACACCUCACUAUUCAUCUGAGGUCUCACACCGGAGAGAAGCCUUACGAGUGCAGUGAAUGCCACAAAUCCUUCAGCCGGAAGUCGUAUCUCCUUAUUCAUCAGAGAAUUCACUCAGGAGAGAAACCUUAUGAAUGCCACGAAUGUGGGAAAACCUUCUCUCACAAGUUUAGUCUCCUCAUUCAUCAGAGAAUCCAUAGUGGAGAGAAACCCUACGGAUGCCCUGAAUGUGGGAAAACUUUUCCUAUCAAAUUUAGCCUUGUUUUACAUCAGAAAACACAUACAGGAGAGAAACCCCACGAAUGCAGCGAAUGCCACAAGUCUUUUGCCCAGAAGUCACAUCUUAUUAUACAUCAAAGGACUCACUCAGGUGAGAAACCUUACGGAUGCGGUGAGUGUUGGAAAACCUUCUCCCACAAAUUCAGCCUCCUUUUACAUCAGAAAACUCAUAGAGGAGAGAAAUCAUGAACGAAGUAAAUAUCCAGAAGUCGUCAUUGUGAAGGAAUAGUUCAUUACACGCCAGAGUGUACAUGGGAGUAAAACCUUAAGAUUACAGCAGAUGGGGACACACUUUCUUUCCAGAGUCACCACCUUAUUACUUAGCUGAGAAUGAAACUGCAUAGAAUGCCAGACAGGAGGAAACACCUUUCCCAAUGAAUUCAAUUGAAUGUGGCCCAGAAAGAAGAGAUAGGAAGGAAUAUCUGUGUUAAGUAUUAACUGUGGGGAUGUUGUUGGUGUGAAAUUCAACUACACUGGUAUCAGAGAAUUGACACGGAGGGAAAAAUUCUAUACUUUAAAGAAUCUGGAGAAUCAUGCUUUCAUGGGUAUUGUUUUAUAAGGGAAGUCAUUUUCGGUAACUGUGACAUAAUAGCAUUAUAGAAAGUAUUAAAUAUCUAAAUAAAUACAGUAAGGAAGCAAAGCAAAAUUAUGUUAGAACUAUGUAAGAAUAUGUAAGUGUUUUGUACCUAUUUUUAUUAUAAAAAUGAUUGUUCAUAUUUAGGAAUUGCAUGUGUUAGCAUAAAGAUUGUGACUCUAGUCCAUGUCCUUAAAUGUACAUAAAACUUUACCAUAGACUAUCCCACUGAGUCUUUGUAUCAUUACAGUGCUACAUAAAUCAUAACUGAACUACAUGGUUUGUUAUUUUAAUAAGAAAUUUUAAUAAUACUAAAUAUCUCCCCCCUCCACCAUGCCCCACUAUUUGCUAGUAUUAGUAAGUGGGCCUGGAAAUUUUUGAGUCUCUCUUGAGUAAAGCUUUUUUUUCAUCAAUUAUAAGAUGGAAAAAACUUCCCACAUAUUAACAGUGCUGAAGUUAAAAGGCAGCAUAGAGUUGA
Molecule: messenger RNA, 3478 nt
Organism: Camelus dromedarius (Arabian camel)
Lineage: Eukaryota; Metazoa; Chordata; Mammalia; Artiodactyla; Camelidae
Product: zinc finger protein 84
Exons: 4
Coding region: 732-2615 (627 amino acids)
Biological process (GO): negative regulation of transcription by RNA polymerase II
Cellular component (GO): PcG protein complex; nucleus; transcription regulator complex
Molecular function (GO): RNA polymerase II cis-regulatory region sequence-specific DNA binding; DNA-binding transcription repressor activity, RNA polymerase II-specific
Source: RefSeq, a predicted model, not a curated record